Drosophila hydei is the source of this 1523-nucleotide messenger RNA. It is a transcript of the gene Yp1, whose product is annotated as vitellogenin-1. The transcript has 3 exons. NCBI's taxonomy places the organism in Eukaryota, Metazoa, Arthropoda, Insecta, Diptera, Drosophilidae. The record is from RefSeq and is a predicted model, not a curated record. The coding region runs from base 64 to 1362 and encodes 432 amino acids. Gene Ontology annotation, molecular function: lipase activity.
UCAUAGCAACAUUGAGAGCUCAGUGAAGUUCCUGCAGUAGUUGAAGUCCUGGUCUAGAACACAAUGAAUUCCAUGCGAGUGCUUAGCCUUUUGGCUUGUCUGGCUGUUGCAGCCAUGGCUGGCCCCACCACCCGGAUGGGCGACAAUAGCGUCAACCAGGCGCUGAAGCCAUCCCAGUGGCUGUCCGUGCAGCAGUUGGAAUCGAUUCCCGCUGUGGACGAGCUGACGCUGGAGCGCUUGGAGAACAUGUCCCUGGAGAAGGGCGCUGAGCUGUUGCAGCAAGUGUAUCACUUGUCGCAGAUCAACCACGAUGUGGAGCCCAACUUUGUGCCCAGCAACGUUCAGGCCUAUGUGCCCAAGCCCAAUGGUGAGAAGAUUGUUGCACCCAUGACCGAGAUGAUCAACCGUUUGAAGCAGAAGCAGAACUUCGGACAGGAUGAGGUGACCAUCAUCGUCACUGGCCUGCCCCAGACCAGCGAGCCCGUGAAGAAGGCCAACCGCAAGCUCAUCCAGGCCUACAUGCAGCGUUACAACCAGCAACAGCAGCAGCAAGAGGCCCAGAAAUACAACCGCGACUUCGAGGAGAGCAACAAGAAUCAGCGCACAUCCAGCGAGGAGGACUACAGCGAGCAGGCCAAGAACGCCAACACCAACACCGGCGACAUCAUUGUGAUUGACUUGGGCUCCACCUUGACCAACUACAAGCGCUACGCCAUGCUGGACAUUGAGAAGACCGGCGCCAAGCUCGGCAAAUGGAUUGCUCAGCUGACCAACGAGCUGCAAUUGCCCUAUGAGACCAUCCAUUUGAUUGGCCAGAAUGUUGGCGCUCAUGUUGCCGGCGCUGCUGCCAACGAGUUCACCCGCCUGACUGGCCAAAAGCUGCGCCGCGUCACCGGCCUGGACCCCAGCCACAUUGUUGCCAAGAACCGUAACACCCUAACCGGUCUGGCUCGCGGCGAUGCCGAGUUCGUUGAUGCCAUCCACACGUCCGUCUACGGCAUGGGCACACCCAUCCGCAGCGGCGAUGUUGACUUCUAUCCCAAUGGCCCGGCCACCGGUGUUCCCGGCGCCGAGAACGUUGUGGAGGCCUCGAUGCGCGCCACCCGCUACUUCGCCGAGUCCGUUCGCCCAGGUUACGAGCGUAGCUUCCCCGCGGUGCCCGCCAACUCCCUCAAGCAGUACAAGCAGAACGAUGGCUUCGGCAAGCGCGCCUACAUGGGCAUCGAUGCUGCCUACGACAUUGAGGGCGACUACAUCCUCCAGGUGAACCCCAAGAGCCCCUUCGGCCGCAACGCACCCGCCCAGAAGCAGAACAGCUACCACGGCGUGCACACCUCCUGGGAGAGCAACAAGGACUUCUAAACGCCCAACCGACACCAUCCCCGACAAGGCAAUUAGCAAACAAAGCAACCGCUUCUGAUGUUGCGCUUAGAGUUAAGGAACCAACAAUUGGCAAUUUCUCUCACUAAAUACUUUAAAAGCUAAAUUUAUGGCAAUUAAACAAGCAGACUCCAUUCAAAAGA